AUGUAUAUACCAGUAGAAAUAUUUGUGUAUGAUACCAGUAAAAUAGAAGUUGAGCAAAAGUUUUAUACACAUCCCGUUGUUCGUACACAAAUAUCAUAUAAAGUUAAUAUAUCAAAUGCUGGCCUUGGGAAUUUAAAUGCCGAAGUUUUUCAUAAUGAUUAUUCUUAUGCUUGUCAAAUACAAGAUAUAUCCGAUAAAGAAUUUCUCAUUCAAUAUGUUCCCCUUGAUACGGGUAUUUACAAAUUAAAUAUUUCCUUUAACAAUGAACUUGUCGGAGGCAAACCUUUUAUCGUUGAUGUACGUUCGUCAUUGACAAGACCUACUGUUUCUUUAUCACCAUCAAAUAUUAAACUUCGAUUGCAAGGACCAUUGGAUGCAGAAAUCGGAGAUAAUGUUAUCAUUCUUGUCACUACUGAUGUAUCGUUAAAAUCUCCUGUUUAUGCUCUUGUUACAUGUAACUCAAAAACAGUUCCAUCAAGAGUCGAAUCGAUUGAUCAAAAAUCGUGGCAUGUUCAUUUUAAACCGUAUAUCACUGGUAAUUAUACGGUUAAUGUUUUUCAUAAUGGUGCACAAACAGAUGGUUCAUCUAUCAAUGUUCAAAUCAGAAAUUCAAGUGGCAAAGUACUCUUGUCAGGUUUAGAACAAACCGUUUUAAUCAAUUCAACGUGUGUUAUUCAAGUUCAUGUCGAAUCGGUAAUAUCAGCCAGUAUUACCGCUGGUGUUAGUUUAGGCAUCAAACAAAUUCCAUUAUCAUUAAAUGUAGUAAACAAUAAUUUAGUAAGAAUUCAAUUUAUACCACAGGAACCUGGUUUAUAUGCUGUUGAUGUACGUUGUGGUAACAUGUCUGUUGAAGGUAUGCAGGUCGACUGGCCAAAAGUUGCUCAGGUUUCUGGUGAAUGUUUUAAUCGAUUACGAUUAGGUGAAUUGGGUGUAUUUAUUGUACAUUGUAAUGGUCAAAAAGGAGUAGUGAAAGCAAAAGCAUUUAGUAUGUUUUUUAUUUACUUUUAUUUAUACACAAGAGAAGAAAAUAUGAAAUAUUAUUUAGAUCUUUCUGUGGGAGAUCGUAUUGACAUGCAACCAAUAUCAUUUCAACUAAAAGAGCCGUGUGAUGUGUUACUACAAUUUGCAUCACAAUUAUGGAGUAAAAUAUUAACAUCAUUGCUUACUACUCGAUUACUUGUAACACCUGAUCGUAUCACGAAAGUUUCACUUGGAAAAGAAAAUGGAAAUGCCAUAUGCACAUUUCAGUUACAUGAAAAAUUAGGCUUUAAUAUACCACCGAAUGAUCAUAUUAUUGAAGUAUUGAGACAUUUAGUGGAUACAAAUACAUUGUACCUACUUGAUCCUAGUCGUAGACCAUUAAAUACCUUGAAAGGAACAGUUUUUGUUGGACCAAAAGGUGAACAAGUUCAAGUGAAAUUAUUUCCUCAAGCCAGUGGUGAUUAUAGUGGUGAAUUUACUCCAACUAAAGUUGGUCAACAUCGUAUCGAUAUAACAUUUGCUAAUGUACCAUUAAAAGGCAGUCCAUUUUUUACAGAAGUCUAUGAUCCAUCAGCCGUUAAAAUACUGAAUGUAUCAAAAGAAAUUUUUGUUGGAUCAGAAACUUCAUUUGAAGUAAAUCUUGAAAAUGCUGGCAAUGUACCAUUAGAUAUAAAAAUUACUACUUCCACUGGUACAUUAGUACCAUUAAAAAUUGAAGAUUCAACGUCUAAAUCAUUAAUUAAAAAAGUUCGUUUUCAACCGAAUGAAAAUGGUAUUCUUUAUAUUAAUGCAAAAAUUGGUUCUGAAGCCAUUCAAGGUACUCCAUUUAAAAUUACUGUUAACGAUGCACGAUCUGUUACAGUCCACGGUGAAGGUCUCUAUCAUGCUCAAGAAGAUCGACCAGCUAACUUUUUUAUUGACACAAAAGAUAUGCAAGGGGAUCUAAAAGUUCGAAUAGAGGGUCCUAAUUCUGUUAUUAAAAAUACACUUGAACGAACAAAUGAUGACUUGUUUAAAGUAACAUACAUACCAGUUGAAGUUGGAUUUCACAAUAUUAGUAUUAAAUGGAAUGGAAAAGAUAUUGAUGGUAGUCCAUUGAAAGCUGCAGUAACAAAUUCUGAACGUGUUCGAGUUGUCGGUGGAUGGCAAUCGAUUCUUGAUGUUGAAAAUCGAAUGCGUUUACUUGUAAAUGAAGAAAAAAAGAUUCGCUUUGAUACAGCACACGCCGGUCCAGGCUCACUCAAAGCUGAUGUUCGAGAUAUUGAUGGACGAAUACCCAUACGUCUCGAUCAACAAGGCUCAUUGUAUACUGUUAGUUUUACAGCAGUUCGUGAAGGAAAAUAUGAUAUUAAUGUAACAUAUGACAAUAAUCUUCUACCAAAUAUGCCUUUACGUGCAAUAGCUACUAAUGUAUCGGGACAAUCAGAUCAUAUAAAAGUUGAAGUCUAUGGAAGAGGCAGUCACGAGGCGAGAGUGAAUGAAGAAGCAGAAUUUACUAUAGACGGGACAAAAGCAGGAUCAGGUAUACCAUCGGUACGUUUAACUGGCACUAAAUCCGACGUUGACAUUCGAAUUAAAUCACUUGAAAAUAAUGUUUAUUCAUGUUCAUAUAUUCCAUCUGUACCAGGAGUUUAUCUGUUAAGUGUAACUUGGGCUGAUAGACAAGUACGAGGUUCACCAUUCAAAAUUAAUGUUUUACCAGCUGGAAAUGCAUCCAAAGUUGUGUGUACUGGUGAUGGUCUUCGUACGGGUGUAAUGGGUAAAGAAAUCAAAUGUCUAAUUGAUACAAGGUCAGCAGGGCCCGGAGAAUUGACAGCCUAUUGUCAAGGAUCUUCAAAAACAGCGUUUUGUCGUUUAUUUGAUCAUCGUGAUGGUACAUUUACACUCUAUGUUAAACCACAGGAAGCAGGACGACAUGUUUUAACUAUUAGAUAUAAUGAUGAACAUGUGCCUGGCAGUCCGUAUACGUUAAAAAUAUCUGGAGCACCAGAUGCAAAUAAAGUCCGUGUGUCAGGUCCGGGUAUUGAACAUGGUGUGUUAUCGACAUUUCAAUCACGUUUUACAUGUGAAACAAAAGGAGCUGGGGCUGGUCAAUUAACAGUCAAAAUUCGUGGACCAAAAGGAGCAUUCCGUGUUGAAAUGCAACGAGAACAUUUACAAGAUCGAACAAUUAUGUGUAGAUAUAAUCCGACGGAGCAUGGUGACUAUUUGAUUAGCGUAAAAUGGAGUGAUGAACAUGUACCCGGAUCACCAUUUCAUGUACAUAUAUUUGAGAGACAAGAAGAACUUGAACGAUUUUCACGUGAACAAAAUUUAUUUCGACAAAAUUGGAGAGAAGAUUAA
Didymodactylos carnosus is the source of this 3324-nucleotide messenger RNA. NCBI's taxonomy places the organism in Eukaryota, Metazoa, Rotifera, Eurotatoria, Philodinida, Philodinidae. The record is from the annotation of a GenBank genome assembly.